GGGCCGGGCGGGCGGCGCGGGCGGAGGAGGAGGAGGAGACCGAGGAGGAGGAGGAGGACGACGACGACGACGACCAAGAGGAGGAGGGCGCGCCGAGGCCACACCCAUUGGCGCGCCGAUCCGGGCUGCGAGUCGUCGGCCGCCGCGCGCGCUCCAGCCGAGCCUCCGCCCGCACCGAGCCCGGGGACGGGCCGCACCCGGGAGGGGCCGUUCCGGCCGCAGCGCGAGGGCACGAGGGGCGGCGGGGAGCCGGCACCGGGCACGGCCGGCGCAGCGACCAUGAUCGCUUUGUUCAACAAGCUGCUGGACUGGUUCAAGGCCCUGUUCUGGAAGGAGGAGAUGGAGCUCACGCUGGUGGGGCUGCAGUACUCGGGCAAGACCACCUUCGUCAACGUGAUCGCGUCAGGACAGUUUAACGAGGACAUGAUCCCCACCGUGGGCUUCAACAUGCGCAAGAUCACCAAGGGGAAUGUGACCAUCAAGCUCUGGGACAUCGGGGGACAGCCCCGCUUCCGCAGCAUGUGGGAGCGCUACUGCCGAGGAGUGAGUGCCAUCGUGUACAUGGUGGACGCCGCUGACCAAGAGAAGAUUGAGGCCUCCAAGAAUGAGCUCCACAACCUGCUGGACAAGCCCCAGCUGCAGGGCAUCCCGGUCUUAGUCCUGGGUAACAAGCGAGACCUCCCGGGAGCCUUGGAUGAGAAGGAGCUGAUUGAGAAAAUGAAUCUGUCCGCCAUCCAGGACCGAGAGAUCUGCUGCUACUCCAUCUCCUGCAAAGAGAAGGACAACAUUGACAUCACCCUACAGUGGCUUAUCCAGCACUCAAAGUCACGGAGAAGCUGAGGCUGCUGCCCGCCCCCUCGGACCAGGGACGCCGAGCUCCCGCCCCGCCCCCACCCCCCCCAAGCCCACCCCUGGUACUCAGUCUGGGGAGGGGCCCUCGGGGGGGGGGUCCCAGAGUCCUGCUCUGCUGAGGUUUGAACUCCUGAUUUUACUGUAAAAUAAGUCGCUCCUGUCUGGCCCCUGAUCUCUCCUGCCCCUCUCUGCCCCGGCCCCCGCCCCGCUCCGCUCCCUGUCCCCUCUCUGCCCCGGCCCCCGCCCCGCCCCGCUCCGCUCCCUGUGCUUCCCUCUGCAACACUUCUGUUGUUGUCCUGUGUGUACAGUAUAUAUAUGUAUAUAUAUUUUAAUUUUUUAAUUUAAGCAAAGACUAAAAUCACCCAUGUGAUGCUGCAGGGGCCUGUCAGGGUCGGGGGGACGUCCGGAGAUGGGGAGAGUGCUGCGGGCUUGGCUGGGGCAGGUUCAGGUCAGGACAGGUCAGGCUGCCCGGGGCAGGUGGCCGUCCCCCAGUCCCUGUCCCUGCAGUGCUUGACUGACAGGCCGAUGGGAGCCUCUGGAGGCGCCCGCUCUGUCCCAGCCUCCGCGUGGCCGCCAGGCACACCCAGGUGCCAGAGAUCGCUGGCCGAAGGGGCGGGAGGCCAGCGUGCGAGGCCCCCCAGCAGCCCCCUGCCGCCUGCCCUGGCCCCCGGCUCCUGCCCCUCCCCGGGCCCCCACCUCCACGGGCCACCUCAUUUUCUGUUCUCAUUUUGCAUAGUUGCACAAGGAGAGAACUCAGCACGGGGGGGGUUGGUUCUUUGGGUUUGUUUUCUGUUUGUUUGUUUAAUUUAAUGAUUUGUAAAGUGACUUUCUCUUCCUUUUUUACACUUUCAGCUCAUAUUUAACCUCUGUUUGGAAAAUGAUUCUUGUAACUGUACAUUUUUUUGCCUCCUAACAACAAUGAGAAUAAAUGAUGGUUUUGUGUUG
This is a messenger RNA of Camelus dromedarius (Arabian camel), 1797 nucleotides long. RefSeq names its product ADP ribosylation factor like GTPase 8A (gene ARL8A). NCBI's taxonomy places the organism in Eukaryota, Metazoa, Chordata, Mammalia, Artiodactyla, Camelidae. The record is from RefSeq and is a predicted model, not a curated record. Gene Ontology annotation, molecular function: GTP binding; GTPase activity. The transcript is spliced from 7 exons. The coding region runs from base 280 to 840 and encodes 186 amino acids. Gene Ontology annotation, cellular component: lysosomal membrane. Gene Ontology annotation, biological process: anterograde axonal transport; protein transport.